UCAUCCCUUGAUCAAGCAAUGGCAAAAAUCGCGUAAAGUACUUAAACGUCACAGGAAUGGCUGAUCUCCAAUGUUGUGCGCCAGAUUUGCCUAAAUGUUGACAAUAGUUGAUUGGACGGAAAGUGUGUUGGGUGGAAGCUGGUUGAACUGGUGGUGUUUUUUUGGUGUUUUGUGCAUUAUUAGGCAGCUUUUCGAUAAUUUUCAAGCCUAGAUUUAAAAAUUCAUUGCGUUUCCUAUCAGCGUCGCGGCGAUGCUGCCGAUCUGAGCGCGCUGUGACCGGCCGACCGCCAUGGGUCAGGCGCCCAGCUCGGUGCCCUCGGGUCUGCACCUGCAGCACGGGCAGCUCUCCGCCGCAGCAGCUGCAGCCUCGGGGCCGUACGCGCCCCAGUACCACGUCAAGGCGAGCGCCAGUGGCAGCGUCCUGACGCCCGCCUACCAGAAACGGCACAGUCGAGACAAGAAGAAGAUUGGUGGGUUUGCCACGCUGAGGCGGCGCCUCGGCCGGCGGCGGAGGCACCACAAAACGCAGGACCAUGCCAAGGUGAUUCGUGAGUACAUCUGCGACUGGCCGGCGCGGGAUGUGCGCGCUCUGAACGAGGAAUACCGAGCGCUCGGUCUGAUGAAGGAGCUGACGGCGGCCGCGGCGGCCGCGCGCCCGCUGGCCUCCUCGUGUCAGCAGGAUCUGUGCGAGCUCUACCAGAGCCGAUACUGCGCCGAUGUGGACCUGGUGUACCAGGGCUGCGUGUUCUCAGUGCACAGGUCCAUCCUCUCAGCGCGCUGCCCCUACUUCCGUAAGCUGCUGAAGGACCAGCCGCGGCCGGGCGCGCCGGUGCCAGUCCGGAUCCGCACGGCCGGGGUCGAUCCGGAGCUGCUGAACGCCCUGCUGCAGUACCUCUACUGCGGCGAGCUCAACUGCUCGGGCCUGCUGACGGCCGGCGCCGGCCGCCGCCGACAGCUCGACAUCCUCGUCCAGCUGGAGGCCGAGUUCGGAGCCCCGGCGCCGCUCGAGCGCGACAUGAAGUACCUGCUGGAGACGGCCGACCUGGCCGACGCCCUGCUCGUGUUCCGACCGGCCGGCUCCGGCGGCGACGCGCACCCGCACAGCUUCGAGCUGCCCUGCCACAAAGCCGUGCUAAGCGCGCGCAGUCCGUUCUUCAAAGCGUUCAUCGACCGACGCAUGAAACUCACCGAGGCGGGAGGAGAGCGAGCGCGAGGCAAGGCGCCGAUCCGUAUUGAGCUCGAUGAGUCGGUGCUGCCCCGCCGGUACGCCUACGUGCUUCUGCGGAUCAUGUACAUGGACACAGUGGAUCUGAGCCUGAUCCUACACAGCAGCACCGAGCCCAGCGUGUGCCGCCCCAUCAGUCUGGUGGACGAAGCCAUCGAGCUGUAUCAGAUCGGCCGGUUCGUGGAGCUGGACGUGCUGACCCAGGCCAGCGAGGAUCUGAUCCUGGAGGCGCUGUGCGUGGAGAGCCUGCCGCGUAUCCUGCGCUGGUCAGCCGAGCCGCACGGGUCGCAGUGGGUCCACAGACAGGCGCUGCAGUUUCUCAGCGAGGAGUUCAGCGCCGUCAUCUGCACGCCGUCUCUGACGGAGCUGACGCUGCCGCAGCUCACAGCGGCCGUCAGUUCAGACUUUGUGCAGGCCAGCGAACUGGAGAUCCUGCAGGGCAUCAUACGCUGGAGCGAACACCAGCUGGUCAAACGUAUGGAGGAGCGAGAGCCGAACCUGCUGUCUCACACGGCCCACUCGGUGACCAAGAAGGGCGUGAAGCGUCGCGAGCUGAACGACGCCGAGCUGCGCGAGGUGAUGGCGCCCCUGCUGGCCCACCUGCGACCCGAGCACCUGCUGCCCGUGGACCACGAGACGGUGACCACGGCGAUCCGGCGCGGCCUCAUCAGCAUACCACCGUCACAUAUGAUCGGAGAGGAUACCAGCAGCAGGGCGCGCUCGUGGUUCCGAGGGAAGCGGAAACGAGGGGAGUACGUGCGGCCGCGCUAUUUCCUACCCUACGUGGAGGAGGUCAAAGUCAGAGCGGCGAUGCUCGAGUCCCACCUGGGCAACGAGUACGGCACGGGCGUGUUCCACUACCAGCACAGCGUGGCGGCCAACAUCCCCGACGCGCUCUACAUGGUCGAUGACGAGGCGCGCGCGGCGGCGGCGGCGGCGGCGGCAGCGGCAGCCGCCGACGGCGACGCCUCGGGAGGGGAGGAGGACGUACCGGUGGCGCCGCGCGCCGACAUCCUCUCGGCAAUGCUGCAGCGGCAGCGGGAGCUCCAGUCGUCGGGCCUGUACCAGCGGGCCAGCACGUGUCUGCUGCUGACACCGGCCCGCGUCCGACGGCAGAUCGGGCUGCAGGUGGUCCGGGAGUACGGACUGCCCGACUGCAUGGUGCGGGUACUGCAGGCGGCCAGCCGCCGGAGCGAGGGUCAGUUGACGGUGACGCAGGCCGCCAGCCGGUGGCGCUCCACCAACGACCUGCCGCGACACUGCCUCAUCGCCUUCCCCGAGCCGGAGCCCGCACAGUUCCGCACACUGGAUCUGGAGGCGCUGAACCUGCGCGGCGCCGCAGACGAGAGCCGCCUCUCCACGAUGCCGGACGUGGCGCUGGCCACGGGCACCCUGCCGCGGCAGCGCUCCCUGCGCCAGCAGCGCCAGCAGCGCGAGCUCGAGCUGGACCUGGGCGACGGCACGCGCCAUUACCAGAGCCACUGACGGCAGGCGCCGGACGUGUGCGCGUGCGCGUGCCUGCUGCAGUAGUGGCUGCAGCGGGCGCGCGCCCACCGCGCGCCGUCCGGCGGCCGUGCCGCGCCGCGCCGCGCGCGUGACGGCGCCCUCACCCGCCUCCGCCGCCUUCAUUGUAUCUAGAUCUCAUUCAUCGGAUGCGCCUUACCCGCUGCCAUAGACGACGGACCGCUGACGGACGGAGAGACUGAGAGGUGGACCGACACUGCUCAGUCCGACAGGCAGACGGAAAGACGGACUGACGAGCAGACGGACAGACGCCGGACGGUGGGUAGUUUGAGGAGUCGAGGCGCCUGGCAGACCACUGUUUGACGGAUGACGUUUUCUCCGUGAGGUGAUAUGAACACACGCUGUACCGUGAAUAUGGUGAUUGUUGUUUCGUACACGCAUGGCGUCUAUAAUUGGCUACCAUACUCAGCUAUGCGUGGAUUACCGUGGGAGCUCGGUGGUCCGGCACGGAUACGUCAGCCGACUGCUGCUCCCCAGAGAGUGCGAGUGAGAGCUAUGUACGAGUGUGUCCGAAGUUAUUUAUUGUGUGCGCUGCCCUGACCGUCUCUGGAAGUUGGCGAACCGGGCCUAGUACAAAUCAGCCAGCCUACCCUCUCCCGGCCGCUGUUCGCUCUUUCUUUCCCCUCUCUCCAAUCCCGGUCAGGCCAAAUGCUCUUUCCUGCGCGCGAAAGACACACUAUUCUCUACCUCCGCGGCGCGGCCGCGCCCGUCGAGCGGUCUCUCGUCGUAUUUUGGCCCGCGCACCGCCGCCGCCGCGUGUUACCUAUGAUUCUGAUCGGCCCCACGCCCGUUCGCCACUCGCCCCGUGCCCCCAUAUUAUGUGAUAGUGUGCAGUUUUCAUACCUAAUGCCCGUAUAACUAUACAUACACGUCUAUGUUUUUGUGGCUGAGCCGUCGCCCGCUCGGACGGGGUGACCGCCGGCCGCUGUGUGUCGAGAUCAAAUGCUAUCCUCUGAAAUGACGACCGACCAAAUAGUAGCCGUUCGUGAUGGUAUAUUCUCGGUUGUGGUCUGUAUGCGUGCGCGGGUGCCCGGCCGUUGUGUCCGGUGGCAGGCGCCACUGUCCGCGGGCUGACGGUGCCCGGCGCUGGGUGGUCGCGCCGGAGAGGUGUCGUGGUGAGUCGGUUCGAGUAUAACCCGUGUUGUGGACGCUGUCCGGCCUCUGGUUGGUGUGUGACCCGCCGGUCGGUCGGGUCACGGACCGUGUCACCCCCGUCGGCCCGUGUUUGGUACGUGUUGUGACCGGGUUGAGGACCACUGGGGCACGUGUAACGCCGGUUUGUAUCACCCUGUAUCCACUUACAGCUUGCUGUUGGUAUAUACGUUGUAGUCCUUGUACAAUUAUUGCGAUUCUAGGAUCAAUACAAUACUUAUAUUCACGUA
This is a messenger RNA of Amphibalanus amphitrite, 4131 nucleotides long. RefSeq names its product BTB/POZ domain-containing protein 7-like. Gene Ontology annotation, molecular function: protein binding. NCBI's taxonomy places the organism in Eukaryota, Metazoa, Arthropoda, Thecostraca, Balanomorpha, Balanidae. Gene Ontology annotation, biological process: morphogenesis of a branching epithelium. The transcript is spliced from 12 exons. The record is from RefSeq and is a predicted model, not a curated record. The coding region runs from base 290 to 2710 and encodes 806 amino acids.